Messenger RNA from Bactrocera tryoni, 600 nucleotides. RefSeq lists its product as uncharacterized. NCBI's taxonomy places the organism in Eukaryota, Metazoa, Arthropoda, Insecta, Diptera, Tephritidae. Bases 1 to 600 code for a protein of 199 amino acids. The record is from RefSeq and is a predicted model, not a curated record. The transcript is spliced from 2 exons.
AUGGCAGAAGAUCUCUACAAGGAUUUUGAUAAGGACUUGGCGUUUCACUUGAAGUGUGUUCUCGAUACAGACCUAAAUUUUGAUGAAGAUAUGGAGUUCUACCACGAGGAACCGGAAAGAGAACGUGAGGAAACAAUGAAACGGGACAUGCAGCACAGCUCUUCGAAGCCUCUCCUUCAAUAUCACCUUUUCGUCUAUCGAGAAGAAUUAAGACGGCGUAAAAUGAAUCGACUACAUCUAACGAAGACGAAAAUUGAUCUCACUGGAGGCCUGUUGAUAAAUUGUGAGGGCAAAAUAUGUGAUUUUUCGCCCCAAGAUAUCAACGCCUUCGUACGGCAGGUGGACUUCAAAGAUCGCUUGGUACGACAGCAUGCGUCGUUGUACGCCGACAUCGACGAAGCAGUUGAAAGGGACGUGGACGGGAAACUCAUUUUAAAGUGUAACGUAAAAUGUUACCAAUCCAGCAAGUUUGUUGCUGCUACUGCUGCCUAUGCUUCAACUGCUGGUGCUGGCGCUGCUGCCGAAAAGAAGGAAAAAGCCAAAAAGGAGGAGUCGGAGCCCGACGAAGACGACGAUAUGGGUUUCGGUCGCUUCGACUAA